Messenger RNA from Gallus gallus (chicken), 2238 nucleotides. RefSeq names its product COP9 signalosome subunit 3 (gene COPS3). Lineage: Eukaryota; Metazoa; Chordata; Aves; Galliformes; Phasianidae. The record is from RefSeq and is marked provisional. Gene Ontology annotation, cellular component: COP9 signalosome. Gene Ontology annotation, biological process: ubiquitin-dependent protein catabolic process. The transcript has 12 exons. The coding region runs from base 11 to 1282 and encodes 423 amino acids.
AGCCGCCAAGAUGGCGUCGGCGCUGGAGCAGUUCGUUAACAGCGUCCGGCAGCUCUCGGCCCAAGGGCAAAUGACCCAGCUUUGUGAGCUGAUCAAUAAAAGCGGAGAACUGCUAGCAAAAAACCUCUCCCAUCUGGAUACAGUGCUUGGUGCCCUGGAUGUGCAGGAACACUCAUUAGGAGUACUUGCUGUCUUGUUUGUGAAGUUUUCUAUGCCCAGCAUCCCCGACUUCGAAACAUUAUUCUCACAGGUGCAGCUCUUCAUCAGUACUUGUAAUGGGGAACACAUUAGAUAUGCAACAGACACUUUUGCUGGCCUGUGCCACCAGUUAACAAAUGCCCUUGUGGAGAGAAAACAGCCCCUGCGAGGAAUUAGCAUUCUCAGACAAGCCAUAGACAAGAUGCAGAUGAACACAAACCAGCUGACCUCAAUACAUGCAGAUCUCUGCCAGCUCUGUUUGUUAGCAAAAUGCUUUAAACCUGCCCUCCCAUAUCUAGAUGUGGACAUGAUGGAUAUUUGUAAAGAAAAUGGGGCAUAUGAUGCAAAGCACUUUUUAUGUUAUUACUACUAUGGUGGGAUGAUAUACACUGGGCUAAAGAACUUUGAAAGAGCACUCUACUUCUAUGAACAGGCAAUAACUACUCCAGCCAUGGCAGUUAGUCAUAUUAUGUUGGAAUCAUAUAAAAAGUAUAUUCUAGUUUCUUUGAUACUACUUGGCAAAGUUCAACAGCUACCAAAAUAUACUUCCCAGAUAGUUGGUAGGUUCAUUAAGCCCCUUAGCAAUGCUUACCAUGAAUUAGCGCAAGUUUAUUCUACCAAUAAACCCUCGGAGCUUCGAAAUCUGGUGAACAAACACAGUGAAACAUUCACAAGGGAUAACAAUAUGGGGCUGGUUAAGCAAUGCUUGUCAUCUCUCUACAAAAAGAAUAUUCAGAGGCUAACCAAGACAUUUUUAACAUUGUCAUUACAAGACAUGGCAAGUCGAGUGCAGUUGUCGGGGCCCCAAGAAGCAGAAAAGUACGUCCUCCACAUGAUAGAAGAUGGUGAAAUCUUUGCAAGUAUUAAUCAGAAGGAUGGUAUGGUCUGUUUCCAUGAUAAUCCUGAGAAGUAUAACAAUCCAGCUAUGCUUCAUAACAUUGAUCAGGAGAUGCUGAAAUGUAUAGAGCUUGAUGAACGACUGAAAGCCAUGGAUCAAGAGAUCACUGUGAACCCUCAGUUUGUGCAGAAGAGUAUGGGCUCUCAAGAAGAUGACUCAGGGACCAAACCAUCCAGUUAUUCCUGAAAUUAAUGUUGCUCACUACUCCGCUUUCAAGUAAAAGCUUAAGAGAAUCACGCCUGGAAUAGGGCAUUGAGGAGUUCCAUGAAGAGAGCAGAGAGAACUGAGCUUUGCUUUUCACCUGGACAUUGAGAAAAUAAAAGAACACCCUCUCAGUACUGUAUAAUUUCAGAAAUAUUCUCCGCAAAGAAAAAGGAAAUCUCAAAAGAAACUUAAAAGUCUGUUGUGGAUUUAUUUAUCUUCAGAUUAACAUCGUUAAUGCAUUAAAUAAUCUACCUUUUGUUUUAAAGGUUUUGAAUGUUGCUGUGUUUCUGUAGCAGUCCUUUUUCCUCCUCUGCAGGAAAAAAACAAGUGUUAUUCAGGGAAGAAUGCGAACUAGCAUUGGUUCAUUUACAAGAUAAUUACUGGUUCAUUUUGUAUUUAAAUUUGGCUCAAAGUGCAGAUACCAUGUAUGGUGGGGGGAGAGGGGUGGAGCUUAAGUAAAAUUCUCUACAUCAUAAUUUGCAUAUACUUAGUGUAGUUGGCUGCUGUCUCAAAUGAUGAAAUAAGAACCAUGUUCUUCUCGAAAGGUAUUAACAAGUCCUCGGUAGGUGACUUUGUUGAAAAGUAGAAGUUACUUUAGGGAAACAUACAUGAGAGCUAUUUAUGAUUUUAGACUUCUGGUACAAAAUACUUCCUAAUAAUGUUUGCUCUUGGAUCAAAUUUACUAGGCCUAAACAAGGAUAAUUGGAAGACCUGGGUGUUCUGGACGAUGCUGGAUAUGAAGUUCUUCACACUGAAAGAAGUUUAAAUUUUUGUUCCUAUACAAUCAGCAUGAAGGUAUUCAACACGCUACUGUUUUUCUGUGGUGGAAAUCAGUUCUAAGUGAAGGCCGUGCUAUAGAUCCUUUCUUUGUUUCUAAAUACGAUUCUUCAUGAUGGAAUUCUAUACAACUCAUAAAAAACAAUGUUAUUUGGAACUAA